AUGAGCAACACCGUCAGGCCGCCGGGGUCAAGCCACGACUCCGUGAAGCUGAUCAAGUUCGCGGACGACACCACCCUCAUUGGACUCAUCUCCAACAACGAUGAGUCCGCCUACAGGAGGGAGGUGGACCGGCUGGUGUCCUGGUGCAGUGGUAACAACCUGGAGCUGAACGCCCAGAAGACAGUGGAGAUGAUUGUGGACUUCAGGAAGAGCACUGUCCCCCCGCCCCCACCCUCCGUGAUGGACUCCCCCAUCACCUCUGUGGAGUCCUUCCGUUUCCUGGGCACCACCAUCACCCAGGACCUCAAGUGGGAGCCGACCAUCAGCUCCCUCAUCAAGAAGGCCCAGCAGAGGAUGUACUUCCUGCGGCAGCUCAGGAAAGCCAAGCUGCCUGCACAGAUGUUGGUGCAGUUCUACACGGCCAUCAUCGAGUCCAUCCUCACGUCCUCCGUCACCGUGUGGUUCGCUGGAGCCACAGUCAGGGACAAACAGAGACUACAGCGCAUUGUGCGCUCUGCAGAGGAAGUGAUCGGCCGCAGCCUUCCAUCGCUGCAGGACCUGUGUCACGGCCGAAGCUGCAGCAUUGCUAAGUGGUAUAAACCCGCCGCAGGCCUGUUUGACAUUUUCCACCAAGACAGCCCCUCCGGGUGGAGUUAG
Molecule: messenger RNA, 657 nt
Organism: Knipowitschia caucasica
Lineage: Eukaryota; Metazoa; Chordata; Actinopteri; Gobiiformes; Gobiidae
Source: the annotation of a GenBank genome assembly